This is a messenger RNA of Chaetomium globosum CBS 148.51, 669 nucleotides long. RefSeq lists its product as uncharacterized. The transcript has 2 exons. Bases 1 to 669 code for a protein of 222 amino acids. NCBI's taxonomy places the organism in Eukaryota, Fungi, Ascomycota, Sordariomycetes, Sordariales, Chaetomiaceae. The record is from RefSeq and is a predicted model, not a curated record.
AUGCACGACAAUCGCACGCACCCCCUCCUCCAACAACUCCCCUUAACCGUCUCCCCCUUCGUCAACCUCCCGACGGCUACCACCCUCCCCUACCGCUACAAACCCAUGCCCUCGACCCUCCCCCCCUCCACAACAGGCAUCGCCGCAUCAUCAUCAACAACCACCACCGGCACCGCCACCAACCCCUCAGACACCGACCCAUCCACCCCCAACACCACCGCCACCAACAACAACACCAACCCCCCCAAACCGCGGUACGUGGUCUCGCCCUCGGGCUUCGCCGCGCACCCGGACGAGAUCCUGGCGUCGUGCCGCGCCCUGCACGCCCACGUCACCGAGCUGCUCGCCUCGGCCGAGGCCGACCUCGCGCGCUUCGACGAGCGCGUCCGUGCGCGCGAGCUCGCCGAGAAGAGGCGCGUGGCCCCGGGCUGGCUGGAUAGUGAGGCAAGGCUGUUGGAGCCGGAGCGCGCGGCGGGGAAUACCGCUGGGGCUGGGACUGGAAGGGGGGGGGCUGUGGGGGCUGGGAUGGUGAUGAUGAGUGAGGCGGGGGAUGGGCAGUUGGGUGGUGGUGGUGGGGGUGGUGUUGGGUAUUGGUGGUGGGCAGGGGGAGAUGUUGCUGCAGCAGCCGGUGAGGGGGUAUGGGGAGGGAUAUGGGAAUGGAUAUGGUGA